Messenger RNA from Pimephales promelas (fathead minnow), 4584 nucleotides. It is a transcript of the gene ror1, whose product is annotated as receptor tyrosine kinase-like orphan receptor 1. Gene Ontology annotation, molecular function: Wnt-protein binding; protein kinase activity; ATP binding. Gene Ontology annotation, biological process: positive regulation of canonical NF-kappaB signal transduction; multicellular organism development; positive regulation of kinase activity. Gene Ontology annotation, cellular component: plasma membrane; signaling receptor complex. Lineage: Eukaryota; Metazoa; Chordata; Actinopteri; Cypriniformes; Leuciscidae. The record is from RefSeq and is a predicted model, not a curated record.
UUGGAGAGAGCAGAGCAGAGGACCAUCCGCCUAAAACAGUACACCUCUGCGGACAUCUGAGGUUCAGUAAAGACCUGAAGAGCUCUGCACUGUCCAGCUAUAACACUGACCUGUGAGAAGAACUUGCGGUGGAUGUAAGAGCGCUCAGAGGCAGAAGAAAUGAGCAGAGGAACAGCGAAAGAGCCGCACGGAUGCCAGCGCAACUUCACACUGAUCAUCGUGUUGCUCGUAGUCAUCUGCGGGGCAGAGAUGCCCUCAGACCCAAACGUGGUGGCCGCCUCCAGUUGGAACAUGUCCAGCGGAGCUGAAAGAGAUCACUUCCUAAGGCUGGAUGCUCCAAUGAAUAACAUCACUACUUCCCUCGGACAGACAGCUGAGUUACAUUGCCACGUUUUAGGGAAUCCACCACCCACAGUCCGCUGGCUCAAAAACGAUGCUCCUGUGGUUCAGGAACCGCGGCGUGUCUCUUACAGGCCCACUCCGUACGGCUCCCGCUUAAGAAUCCGAAACCUGGACACCACGGACACCGGCUACUUUCAGUGUGUGGCUACCAACAGCUUUGGCACAGUAUCUACCACAGGAAUCCUGUUUGUCAAGUUUGAUCCUGCUCCCACUCCUCUGCCUGGAAGGCCUUCACCAGAUGAUUUUGAUGAGGAAGGUUUCUGCCAGCCAUACAGAGGGAUUGCGUGCGCUCGCUUCAUAGGAAACAGGAGUAUCUUUGUAGACUCGCUGCAGAUGCAGGGAGAGAUUGAGACCCAAAUCACAGCGGCAUUCACUAUGAUUGGCACCUCCAAUCACCUUUCAGAUCGCUGCUCCCAGUUCGCUAUUCCCUCCCUGUGCCAUUUUGCCUUCCCAACAUGUGACCGCAGCUCUGGCAUGGACAAACCUCGAGAUUUAUGCAAGGACGAGUGUGAGAUUCUGGAGAACGACCUGUGUAAGACUGAGUACAUCAUCGCUCGCUCUAACCCUGUCAUCCUCAAACGUCUCAAACUGCCCAACUGUGAAGACCUUGCCGCUUCGGACAGCCUUGAUGCUGCCAACUGCAUGAGAAUAGGCAUUCCAAUAGCUGAGACCAUUAUUAAAAGCCACAAAUGUUAUAACAACAGUGGUUCGGACUACCGCGGCACAGUCAGCGUGACUAAAUCUGGUAGACAGUGUCAACCAUGGAACUCGCAGUAUCCCCACAGUCACACCUUCCUGGCCAUGCGUUACCCAGAGCUCAAUGGGGGACAUUCCUAUUGUCGCAACCCUGGCAACAAGCACGACGCUCCCUGGUGCUUCACCCUAGAUGAGAGCGUGCGCAUGGAGCUCUGCGACAUUCCUCCAUGUGAUUUGCCAAAGCAUGGGGGCAGCAGUAUGGGGAUCCUGUACAUCCUGGUACCAAGUGUGGCUAUACCGCUGGCCAUCGCCCUGCUGUUCUUCUUCAUUUGUGUGUGCCGAAACAACCAGAAAGCCUCACGUCCACAGGCACCACGCCAGCCCAAACCCGUCCGUGGCCAGAACGUGGAGAUGUCCAUGCUCACGGCCUACAAACCAAAGAGUAAAGCCAAAGAGCUUCCUCUGUCUGCAGUGCGCUUCAUGGAGGAGCUGGGCGAGAGCUCCUUUGGUAAGGUCUACAAAGGUCACCUGUACUUGCCAGGCAUGGAACACGCCCAGCUAGUGGCCAUAAAAACACUGAAGGACAUCUCAAGUGCACAAAACUGGGGGGAUUUCCAGCAGGAAGCAUCUGUCCUGGCAGAACUUCAUCAUCCCAAUGUGGUUUGUCUUCUGGGUGUCGUGACCCAAGAGCAGCCCGUCUGCAUGCUCUUCGAGUUCCUGGCCCAAGGGGACCUCCACGAAUUCCUCAUCAUGCGCUCUCCCCAUUCGGAUGUGGGCUGCAGCAGCGACGAGGACGGCACCGUCAAGUCCAGCCUCGACCAUGCGGACUUCCUGCACAUGGCCAUUCAGGUUGCAGCCGGGAUGGAGUACCUCGCCAGCCAUUUUUUCGUCCACAAAGACCUUGCGGCAAGAAACAUCCUGGUUGGGGAGCAGCUCCACGUCAAAAUCUCGGAUCUAGGCAUGUCGAGAGAUAUCUACGCCUCUGAUUAUUUCAGAGUCCAACCCAAAACGCUCCUUCCUAUUCGCUGGAUGUCAGCGGAGGCCAUCGUUUACGGGAAGUACACCACAGACUCCGACAUUUGGGCGUUCGGUGUGGUUCUGUGGGAGAUCUUCAGCUUCGGCCUGCAGCCCUAUUACGGUUUCAGCAACCAGGAAGUGAUCGAGAUGGUGCGGAAAAAGCAGCUGCUGCCCUGCCCGGAGGAUUGUCCCCCUCGCAUGUAUGCUCUGAUGACGGAGUGCUGGCAGGAGGGUCCCGCUCGCAGGCCCAGAUUUAAAGACAUACACAGCCGACUCCGUGCUUGGGAGGGUCUGUCUUCCCACGCCAGCUCCAGCACACCAUCUGGAGGCAACGCCACCACCCAGACUACCUCUCUGAGCGCCAGCCCCGUCAGCAACCUCAGCAGCCCGCGCUACGCCGGAUACAUCUACGGAGCUCCACAGAACCUCCCACCGGGACAAAUCGCGGGCUUCAUGGCGGCGCCGAUGCCACAGAACCAGCGUUUUAUACCUGUGAACGGAUACCCUAUCCCACCUGGCUAUGCUGCCUUCCCUGCAGCCCAUUUCGCCACAUCUCAGGGCCCUCCACAGGUGGUGCAACACUGCCCUCCGCCAAAGAGCCGGUCGCCCAGCAGCGCCAGCGGCUCAACCAGCACGGGUCACGUGACCAGCGUCCCCUCCACAGGCUCCAAUCAUGACGCCAACACACCCUUGCUUUCUCAUUGUGUCACCCUGACACCUAUGACAGCAAUGACGGGCGGCACAGUGCCAGUUUUUGGACAUUUUGCACAGAAGGCCAUGCAAAUAGACCAAAGUCAGGCAGCACUGCUGGCUGACACUAACAGACUGAUGUACAGUGAAUCCAUCAUUACAGCCGAUUUGUGAAUACAUGAUGUUUUGUCCUGUGUAUUGAUAAUAAUUAUUGAUAUUUUAAUGUUUUUUUGUUUCUUCUUCCUUGUAAAUAUAAAAUAGCCUGAACAAAAUGCGAAAGUUUAUAUUUUAAUGUCGUUUUAUAAACGUGUCUUAAAGGAAACUUGUAUAUUCACAUAUUCUCUGUGAAGCUUCAUGCCACUCAAUGUGACUAAACGUGGCCUUAAAAUGUCCAUUUUUUUUUUCAAGCAUUGAUGAUGCCCUUUCAAUGUUAUUUUCGACAGAGAUGUUGCUUUGUCAUCCCGUUUGACUCCUUUUUCAUUCGUCGACGACUUGAAAACUUCCGGAAGACUUAUGAAUGCCUUGGUCUCUGUCUCGUCAUAGCAUUUUGGACUUAUUGAAUUCGUUUCAAUGCAUUAAUAUUGCAUUGAAAUCUAACCCUAAAGAAGAAUUAAGGGAAUCAUUUUGCAAAUAUAUAUCACCAAUGCCUUAAUAUUAAAAAAAAAGAUGUUGCUUUAAUUAUGGCCACCAUAUGUGCCUUCAUUUUAUUAGGAAUCCAGGCAUGUGUACUUGUGGGAGAUAAUGUGUUCUGUGAGAUUCUUCUAUUACUGUGGUGUUAUUCAAAUGAUUUCAAACCACGAGGCACAUCAGAGCGACGUCCGAAAGCUUAGGCAGCUGACUUGUUGCCCUGUAAGCCAAUGACUUCUAGGACAACACAUGUGUUUUAAAGGUGCCUCUUACAGCAAAGACCACAAUAAAUACCACAAUACUAAUUUCAGUCAAAACUAACUGCAAACCGCAACUUUCUGGUGUCAUUUUUUUCUUUUUAGUUCAGCUUAAUUCACAUGCACAUGAUAGUGGGAUAUCAUAAGCAGAUGAAGGUUUCAAGACAGGAUGUGUCACAAUCAUUGGAUUGGGACAUGGUUUUUUGCCUUCCUACUUUUGCAUACAGGAUUGUUAUAUCAUUUUUUGGUCAUUAAAUGCUGCCUGUACGCCCAUAAUAUAGCUGAAAUUCAGGCAACCAGAAAACAUUCACAAGGUUUCCUUGUAUACUCUAUAUGUGCCUUACUCAAGAGCAUACAAACUGCCAGGAUAGCUUUUAAAUCAUCUAAAUGUGUCGGAAACUUUUCACACCACUGUUUGUCAAAGCAUAUGUGAAAUCUAUCUUAUUAAUGAUGAUGCAGAACUUUUUCUAACAUGAACUCCUCACUACCUAUAGAAUGUAAUGCCUAAAAAUUCCUCUAGAGGUCAGUGUCAAUCUGCGACUCUGAUUGAAUGAAGUUCUAUUUGUCUCACGGUAAAACUGUAUGUGCCUGCUAUUUCUUAGCUUUCAUUUGAUGUUUGUUAACUUUCUUCUCUCUCCGAGAUUGUAGCUCGUUUAAUCUCUUGACAUUUCACGGAAAUUUCACGGAUUAAACAGAUUUGAUCAUUUUUAGCAAGCAGCUCUAUGUCAUGUUCAUUAGCAUUUUGGUUUGUUGCUAUGCAACUGUUUAUUUCAAAGACACUCUUUUCCUGUGUUGAAGACAAUCAAGAAUUAAUCUUUUAUGCAGGGUAGGCCUACAGUGUUUUGUGAAGACAUGAUUGCUUGUGACCUAUAAAAUUGAUCCUUUUGGACAAUCA